ACCGCACCGAGCUGAAGAGGCAGCUGAUGAGCAGAGCAGACAAACAGCUCCUCUCCAAGCAAACCCUCGCAGCGUCCCUGAGCCGCAGAGACCAUGAAGACAGGCAGCAGAUCGAGGAGUAAAGAUUCACCUGCAGACGCCUGAGUGAAGAGGCAGGAUGGCGGGGGGUCGGAGGGGACUUGUGGCCCCUCAGAAUACUUUUUUGGAGAAUAUUGUCAGACGGUCGAACGUUUGGACACUGUCACAUAGACAGACAGAUACCAACUUCGUCCUGGGAAAUGCUCAGAUAGUGGACUGGCCCAUCGUCUACAGCAAUGAUGGUUUCUGCAAGUUGUCGGGGUACCACAGAGCGGAGGUGAUGCAGAAAAGCAGCACCUGCAGCUUCAUGUACGGGGAGCUCACAGACAAGGACACAACGGAAAAAGUGCGACUAACAUUCGAGAAUUAUGAGAUGAACUCGUUUGAAAUACUGAUGUACAAGAAGAACAGGACGCCAGUUUGGUUUUUUGUGAAGAUCGCGCCCAUUCGAAAUGAACAAGAGAAAGUGGUCCUGUUUCUGUGCACGUUCAGUGACAUAACAGCCUUCAAACAGCCCAUUGAAGACGAUUCUUCCAAAGGCUGGGGAAAGUUUGCCCGACUGACUCGGGCUCUGACAAGCAGCAGAGGAGUCUUACAACAGCUGCAGCCCACAGUUCACAAAGGAGAGAAUGUCCACAAGCACUCCCGCUUAGCUGAGGUACUGCAGCUGGGCUCAGAUAUUCUACCUCAGUACAAGCAGGAGACCCCCAAAACCCCUCCUCACAUCAUCCUGCACUACUGCCUCUUCAAGACCACGUGGGACUGGGUCAUCCUCAUCCUCACCUUCUACACAGCCAUCAUGGUGCCCUACAACGUCUCCUUCAAGACGAAGCAGAACAACGUGACGUGGCUGGUGGUGGACAGUAUCGUGGAUGUCAUCUUCCUGGUGGACAUUGUUUUAAACUUCCAUACCACGUUUGUUGGACCCGCUGGCGAGGUCAUCUCAGACCCCAAGCUGAUUCGAAUGAACUACCUGAAGACCUGGUUUGUUAUCGACCUGCUCUCCUGCCUGCCAUACGACGUCAUAAACGCCUUCGAGAAUGUCGAUGAGAAUUGGAACCACCGAGCUGUCACUCAAGGGAUCAGCAGUCUGUUCAGCUCGCUGAAGGUGGUCCGGCUUCUCCGUCUGGGUCGGGUCGCCCGCAAACUGGAUCACUACAUCGAGUACGGGGCAGCCGUUCUGGUCCUGCUGGUGUGUGUUUUUGGACUGGCCGCUCAUUGGCUGGCCUGCAUUUGGUACAGCAUUGGUGAUUAUGAGGUUAUCGAUGAAGAAACCAACAUUGCGCGCGUGGACAGCUGGCUCUACAUCCUGGCCGAGACCGUGGGCACACCUUACCGCUUCAACGCCAGCGGUUCUGGGAAGUGGGAGGGCGGGCCGAACAACCACUCUGUCUACAUCACUUCGUUGUACUUCACCAUGACCAGCCUGACGAGCAUCGGCUUCGGUAACAUUGCCCCGACGACAGAUGGAGAGAAGAUCUUUGCCGUGGCCAUGAUGAUGAUUGGAUCCCUUCUUUACGCCACCAUCUUUGGUAAUGUGACAACCAUCUUCCAGCAGAUGUACGCCAACACAAAUCGUUACCAUGAGAUGCUUAACAGCGUCCGGGACUUCCUCAAGCUCUACCAGGUGCCCAAAGGUUUGAGUGAAAGAGUUAUGGACUACAUUGCCUCCACCUGGUCCAUGUCACGGGGGAUAGACACUGAAAAGGUGUUACAGAUUUGUCCAAAGGACAUGAGAGCAGAUAUUUGUGUUCAUCUAAACCGGAAAGUUUUUAAGGAGCACCCAGCUUUCCGGCUGGCCAGCGACGGGUGUCUCAGAGCACUGGCCAUGGAGUUUCAGACCAUCCACUGUGCCCCUGGCGACCUGAUCUACCACGCCGGUGAAAGUGUGGACAGCCUCUGUUUUGUGGUAUCAGGAUCACUGGAGGUCAUUCAGGAUGAUGAGGUGGUGGCCAUUUUAGGUAAGGGAGAUGUAUUUGGGGAUGUUUUCUGGAAAGAGGUGACUCUCGCUCAGUCCUGCGCCAACGUCCGAGCUCUGACCUACUGUGACCUCCACGUCAUCAAACGCGAUGCUCUGCAGAAGGUGCUCGAGUUCUAUACAGCUUUUUCCAACCACUUCUCGAGGAAUCUGCUGCUCACUUACAACCUGCGAAAGAGGAUUGUCUUCCGAAAGAUCAGCGAUGUGAAACGAGAGGAAGAGGAGCGACAGAGACGUAAAAAUGAAGCCCCUCUGAACCUGCCACCAGAUCACCCGGUACGAAAGCUCUUUCAGCGCUUUCGACAGCAGAAGGAAGCCCGCAUGACUGACAAACCAGAGCUAGCUGAGCAUGACAUUGAGAAGGGCCCGGUGUAUGUGGACGUCCCCAUAGCUAAUACAGCCAUUACAACUACCAGCAUCGUCACAGUAACAGAAAGCCCAGCAACGCCCUCAUCUUCAACACCUUCAUCUGCAACACCCCCCAACUGCACUCCCUCAGAGAAGGUGAAGCUGCAGGUUCCAUCCUCAAUUUCUUUGGUGGGAGGCCGACCUCCCGAGCAACUCAAAGUCAAAGGCUGGGGUCGCUUCAAGGAGUCCAUGGCCAAAGCUGACAACUGGAACAAAGUGUCUAAAGCCGAAUCCAUGGAGACUUUACCUGAACGGACGAAGGUGCACGAAUCACAAAUGUCUCUGAAAAAGACGGACUCAUGUGACAGCGGUAUCACCAAAAGUGACCUGCGGCUGGACAAAGUGGGUGACUUCCGCAUUACACCCCAUGACCGAAGUCCCGUCCAGCCCCCGGAGACCAGGCACGCCUUUUACCCCAUCCCAGAGCAAACACUUCAGGCCUCGAUUCAGGAGCUCAAGCUGGAGCUGAAGGACGACCUCAAGAACCUGAAUGUUCGAAUGUCCGGCCUGGAGGCGCAACUCACAGAAGCACUUCAGCUCCUCAAAGCGAGGAAAUCAACUCCUGGCUCUCCGCAGCCUCUUUUUGACAUUUCUAGACCCACAUCGCCAGAACUGGAAAAAGAGGACAUCUUCUCUUGAAACAUGCAGGAAUCAUCAUGCAACAGUUAACUAUGAACUCAGCUGGAGUCUGGUAACAUUCAGAAUACCUGGAUAGCUGAGGCUGCACUGGGCCUACCAUUUAGAUAAGGCGACAUUGUGGUCUUGAAGACGCACCAGGCUUCAUCGUAGGGAUGUACCUGUUGGUUAACAAGGGAAGGUGAGGCUGUAGCCCAGAUUUUGAUGUCAAACCUGGAGGUUACAUAAAAACUGACAGCUCUUGUUUGUACAUAAGUUUUUCCAUUGCACUUUAAUGGAGAAAUAGCCUGAGAAGUGUGAUUAUUAGUCUCAACAGAAGAACAUAGUUGUUGGAAGGCACCAGUAAAAACAGCAUGACCCACUGGUUUGUUACUGAAUCAUUUGUAUGAGAUUCUCUUGCAUGUCACAUAAAAUAGACAUGUGCCUCAUACUGCAGAUGGUGCACAUUUGAUUGAGGCCGCACAGCGAGUCGUUUGCAUUAUUUCAGGCUGACAGUGAAAAAGGACGAUGUUUGCAGUUGUUGAAACAGACUCAAUA
This is a messenger RNA of Scatophagus argus, 3637 nucleotides long. It is a transcript of the gene kcnh1a, whose product is annotated as potassium voltage-gated channel, subfamily H (eag-related), member 1a. NCBI's taxonomy places the organism in Eukaryota, Metazoa, Chordata, Actinopteri, Scatophagidae. Gene Ontology annotation, biological process: potassium ion transmembrane transport; regulation of membrane potential. Gene Ontology annotation, molecular function: delayed rectifier potassium channel activity. The record is from RefSeq and is a predicted model, not a curated record. Gene Ontology annotation, cellular component: membrane. The coding region runs from base 158 to 3103 and encodes 981 amino acids. The transcript has 14 exons.